GAUAAGAACUAAUACAAACAAACCACUUGUGUGGGGCGCUCAGGUUCUGACGUCACGUCCGCUCUUUCGUCAUCACCGAGCGACUAACGCGCCGACGGUGUUUGAAGCGGAUUCCCUCGUUUGAACGAAAUGGCACCAUCACCCACAAAGCGGAAAGAUGAGGAGAAAACUAAGGACAGAGGUAAAGAAAAGAGUGAAAGAAAGGAAGGAGACAAGGAGAGAGGACGGGACAAAGUAAGGAAACGACGCAGUGCAUCGAGUGGUAGCAGCCACAGAUCGAGCUCUGCAUCAAGCAGCAGCUCUGGUUCCAGUUCAGGCUCCUCAAGUGGGUCCAGCUCAUCUGGUACCAGUCGCUCUGGUUCCUCUAGCUCUCGCUCCUCGUCUUCCAGCUCCUCUGGCUCCCCGAGCCCCAGCCGCAGACGGCACGACAACCGCCGCCGCUCACGCUCAGAGUCCAAAACACAAAAGAGGGGCGAUGAUAAGGAAAGAAGGAAAAGAAGCCCGAGCCCCAAACCAACUAAACUCCACCUGGGCCGGCUGACCAGGAAUGUCACCAAGGACCACAUCCAGGAGAUCUUUUCCACUUAUGGGAAAAUAAAAAUGGUUGACAUGCCAGUGGAUAGGCUCCACCCACACUUGUCCAGGGGCUACGCCUACGUGGAGUUUGAGACCCCCGAGGACACCCAAAAGGCCCUGAAACACAUGGACGGAGGUCAGAUUGACGGACAGGAAAUCUCCGCAUCUGCCGUGCUGACUCAGCGAGUCCGCCCUCCACCUCGUAGACCCUCUCCCCCUCGCAGAAUGCCCCCACCACCACCUAUGUGGCGUCGCAGCCCUCCACGCAUGAGGAGAAGGUCCCGCUCACCGAGGAGGCGGUCCCCAGCACGCCGCCGCUCUCGCUCCAGAUCUCCUGGUCGCAGGCGCCACCGCUCCCGCUCCAGCUCUAACUCCUCGAGAUAGACCGGUUUCCUGCCUCCAGAUUCCAAGUGAUCACCCUCCUGCUUUGACUGAUAUUGUGGACUUACCAGAAUAAGUUCAUUUGAUUUGUAUCCAAUAUAAACAUCUGCCUGCAUGUGGGAAGUGGAUUUUUUGUUUUUGUUUUGUGUUUAUUCUGAAAAGUUGGCACAAUGUUGUGUCAGGCCUAGUUUGGUCUCUUUUUAAAGUGUUUCUUCUUUUUACCAUGUUCUGAAUUUUUUUGGAUAUUUUGACAAAUAAAGGUUCUGAAACAUG
Molecule: messenger RNA, 1230 nt
Organism: Hippoglossus stenolepis (Pacific halibut)
Lineage: Eukaryota; Metazoa; Chordata; Actinopteri; Pleuronectiformes; Pleuronectidae
Product: RNA-binding protein with serine-rich domain 1
Exons: 7
Coding region: 130-960 (276 amino acids)
Biological process (GO): mRNA splicing, via spliceosome
Cellular component (GO): cytoplasm; ASAP complex; nucleoplasm
Molecular function (GO): RNA binding
Source: RefSeq, a predicted model, not a curated record